GCACACACUCUUGCGGAUGUCAUGCUGAAAACACACACUAACAACACACACACAGACACACACAGACACACACACACAGUGCUGAUCGGGGCUGUCACUUCACAGUAACUCAGUGAUGAAGUUAAAGGAGCUGGAGAGUUGUCUGCAGCAGGUCGACGUGUUCGAGGAGCCCAAAAUCCUCCUGGAACAAUAUCCGACCAGUCCUCACAUCGCAGCAUGCAUGCUUUACACGAUCCACAACACGUUUGAUGACCUCAAGGGGAAACUAGUGGCUGAUCUGGGAUGUGGCUGCGGAGUCCUCAGCAUCGGGGCUGCGAUGCUUGAUGCAGGUUUGUGUGUGGGCUUCGACAUCGACGACGACGCACUGGAGAUAUUCAGAAGAAAUGCAGAGGAGUUUGAGAUUUCUAACGUGGAUCUGGUCCAGUGUGACCUGUGCUCUCUGGAGGCAGAGACCUAUGCGAAAAAGUUUGACACAAUCAUAAUGAAUCCACCAUUUGGGACCAAACACAACCAAGGGAUGGACAUGAAGUUCUUACGGGCCGCUUUAACAAUGGCAAAGACAGCAGUGUAUUCACUUCAUAAAACAUCAACACGAGAGCACAUACAAAAGAAGGCUAACGACUGGGGAGUGAAGAUGGAAGUAAUAGCAGAACUAAGGUACGACUUGCCAGCAUCUUACAAAUUCCACAAAAAGAAAUCAGUUGACAUCCACGUGGACUUCCUACGAUUCUCCAAAGCCUGACGCUUUCACUGGAAUGGAUUAAUUUUGCCUCUGCGUUUUCACCGUUUAUAAUAAAUGUUUUCAAAAAGAAAAA
Messenger RNA from Larimichthys crocea (large yellow croaker), 815 nucleotides. RefSeq names its product methyltransferase 5, N6-adenosine (gene mettl5). Gene Ontology annotation, biological process: rRNA methylation. The coding region runs from base 116 to 742 and encodes 208 amino acids. The record is from RefSeq and is a predicted model, not a curated record. Gene Ontology annotation, molecular function: rRNA (adenine-N6-)-methyltransferase activity; nucleic acid binding. Lineage: Eukaryota; Metazoa; Chordata; Actinopteri; Sciaenidae. The transcript has 7 exons.